Meleagris gallopavo (turkey) is the source of this 3242-nucleotide messenger RNA. The record is from RefSeq and is a predicted model, not a curated record. Lineage: Eukaryota; Metazoa; Chordata; Aves; Galliformes; Phasianidae.
ACCAUCUGGCCUUCAGUCACCUAAGAAAAAAUCCCUUCAUUGAUUACAAGCAGCUGGGGCUGAGGCACAUUCUCUAUGCAUGGGAGGUGCUGCCAGGCUGUGUGCUCUCACUGUUCUGACACUGGAUUCAGGAUCUGCGCCCUGAUUCAUUUCUGUCUCACUCCUACAGCUACCUGCAGCUUGUUUUUCGAAUUACACAAACAAAACCCUCCAACAGAGCUGUGCCAUCAGCUUUCCGCAUGAGUGGCCUCUCAUGGGCUGCAUCUGAUCCUCUCAAGAGAGAGAUUUUGGUGUAUGGUCUGGAAAUCCAGGCAUUUUUUGCCUCUGGUGGAGCUGGUACUCCUGAGCUGAAUUGAGGCUGCUGUCUUUCACAGGAGGAGUAUCUCUGCAGUUCCAAUAGAUGUUCAGCACGAUCAUUGCUCCUUGAAAGACCAAUAUUCAAUUAUGAUGUAGGAAUAAAGGAAAAGCACCCUACUGCCUGUACCUCAGUUCCAAGUACUGCUCACAUCCAAAUAUCAAAAAGCAAUUUGCAAACUGAUAACCAUAUCACGUAAGAUGGUAAGGUAUUUGAAUGAGUCUGUUAGACCACACUUCUGCCUUGUUGGACAGCAGCUUUUCCAUACUCUGAUGCCCAAUGGAGAGUGGAAAAGAACUCUCUUCCUCUUACUUAAGCAUAUAGACUGAGGCUUCCUGAUGCCCAGUCUGUAGUUCUCUCACACUGCCUCUUCAAAGACUGUAUUUACGUGCUGGGUAGCAAGCUACAGCUGCAACCUGCACCUUCAGAGCCCAUGCAAAGGGCAGUAAUUUCAGUUACGUUAUUCCAAAGUGAAAGAGAAUGAGAAUAAUUCUGUGCACCAAAAAAAGAUUACCUAGUUUCAUAUAGAAAGAUACCCAUACAGUUUGCCUUACUAGCCUUUUAGACACAGGAAGAAUAAGAUAAAAACCUGUUUGGUAACACAGUCUUCGUCUGUUCUUCCCCAUGCCUGUCCAUGCUUUGAACAGAGCUGGCAGUGCCAGCUGAAAGCACAGCUUUGAUCUCUUUCCACUCUGAUUAUGAAGUUUUCUCAGCUGUGCUCCUCACAGUGCCUUUCCUGGGAUCACGGGGAGCAGGCUCUUGCUGCUGCCAUUUUUGUGGCGGUUCAGUGCCAGGUCUCUCUUGCCUGGCUGAGCCCAGUUGGUAGCACUGGGUGCCUGUUCAGCUGCUGCCCUCGGAGCAGCAGGAAGACAGCUCUGCUCCUUCCUUGCUGGCCUCAGGUGCUGUACAGCACUGCUGCCACGCAGUGCCGGCUGCAGCAGUGGCAGGAGGCCAAAGAGACCCUAGAGAAGGCCGUCGUGUGGAGACCUGAAGGAAGAUCAGCAGCGCUGGCCCUGGCCCUUGAGCGAGUGCAGAAUCAUCUAUUUUUAGAGCCUAUGCAGGUUCCCCUCGGGGAAUUUUUCAGACCACGGAAGAAGGAAGUUGAACAGCUGGAUUCAAAAGAUUUCCUGGGUAAACCCAAGGUGAUCUCAUCCAUCAUUCCCAAUGAUGAGUACAUUGGCUUUGAACCUCUCAGGCCACAGAAACAGGGCUUUUAUGAACCCAGUGCUGAUGCUGUGAGAGACCAUGAAUCGGGCUACUAUCGAGUUUUGUCCCAUUAUUACCCUGAGGGCGUGGAGAAGUUGGCAGUGAAAGCCAGCAGCCUGGUCUUUGUGCUGGCAAGAGGAGCAGAUGGCUGGGCUACAGCCAUACAUGAUGGGCAGAAGCUGCACAUACCAACCUCUAUCCUGGAGCCUGCCUCAAAGAUGGAUAAGUGGAAGAUCAGUGAUGGGAUUCCUCUCCCUCCUGCCCAGGUGCCUCCCAGCCGGCUCCAUGUGAAGCAGACACCAGAAUCUCCCGGGGAAGAAAAUGUUUCUGCAAAUGAUUCUGGAUCCCAAGUGGAUUUUGAAGUCCCACUCACCCACAGAGAUGCUUCAUCCAGCUCGGACAGACCAGCUGUGCUGCGGGUGCUUUGUGAGUGCACGGUGGUGCUGAGGGCAGGCGAGGUGCCCUCCGUGCCGGCGCUGCGGGCGCUGCUCCGGGAGCGUUUUGGCCAGCAGGCAGAGCGUGGGAGGCUGAGCUACAGGCAUUUGGAUGGUAAAGAACUAGGUGCAGUUUCAGGAGAGGAAGAUCUAGGGAAGAUGUGGCAGCAGCUGACAGAUGGCAGGAUCACACUCUGCUGCCAGGACUCGGACUCCCACUCAGGCAGACCCAUCCUCUACCGGAUGCUGGCUCAGCACUCAUACCCUGCACAGGGACCAGGAGACCUGGAGUUCAGCAAGGGGGAUGUGCUGGAUAUUCUCUCUGAAGUGAACAAGGACUGGCUUGAAGGACACUGCAAUGGCAAGACUGGCAUCUUCCCUAAAUGCUUUGCAACCCAGACCAGUUGUGCUGCCUUCUCAUAGGAAACAGGAGCCUUCUGCCUGACCACAUGAGGAGCCCGCUGCCAUCAGUCCCAUCUGCCAGGGGUAGGAGACACCAGUACCAGCUCAUCUGGACACAGCUGGCCCAGACAGGAGCUCUGCUCAACCUGAACAGAUGUCCUACACUGACAGAUUCCCAUGAAGUCUGUUCCAGCAGUCACUUGGCAGCAUUUCCUGCAGCCUGUUCCCAGACCUGACAUUUUUACCUCUGUGGUUCCACUGCCAAAGGUGUUCCUGUAUAGGGCAGAGAGAAGGGAGGGGUCUGUGUUUGGCUACAGGAGAUGUCCACGUGCUAGACCUCACAAACUCACACUGCAGGAUGCGAAAAGGUUCCUCUGGGCAGGGGAGUUUACCCCCUCUCCAUGACGGUUAGGACCAUUGUAUCAUCUUCACACAGUGAAUAACCUGUGGAUCUGAAAGAGCCAAAGAGCUCUGAUCCUUUCUCAGCCCAGAUGCCUUUGGUUCUUUUCUCAACCCCUAAGCAGUCCUGCCUGGAUUUUCCUGCUUCUUGCUGUGUGGACAGGGGUCCUGCAGCAAAGAGAGGCAGCUGUGGAGACACCCCUGCUCACACCAGCCUGGGGCUCUGGCAGAGGCUUGGAGGGUCUGUGCAGAGGGCAGGCUGGGCACUGCAGUGCUGACCUGGUGGCUGGAGCUGGAAGGACUGAGAGGACUGUCUGGUUCCUGCAGCUGAGCUGUGCUGGGCUCUGCUGAUGUAGAUAAAACACUCAAGUGCCUGAAGCUGGAGCCUGCUAUGGAUUUAGUGUCUGACAAAGCUGGAGUAUAUAACUUGAAUAUGAAAUAAACAC